UGUGAAUUGUGAUGAAUGAGCGUCAUUUUCUCACCCUGCACAUGUGUCUUUCUUCAAUCUCGGCGUGCACUCAAAAACAUACACACAAAUUAUAUCAAUCAAAUCCUCCAUUUUUCCUUUUCUCCUCCCUCUUUUUGGUUUAAAUCGAAACCCCAGUCCCGAAAUCAAAACCCCCCCUUUCUCCUCCCUUCCCCUAAUCUCUCACCCCCCCUCCCCUCUCUCACUCUGAGAGAUUUUUCUUCGUUUCCUUCUGUAUCUCUAGGGUUUUAAUUUCUUCUUCAUCUUAUCGUUCUUUUUAUCUGCUAUAUCUAGCUAGGGUUUUUUUUUCUUUUUUUCUUUUUGUUACGUCGGUUUUUGUAAAUAUGGAUCGAUCCGAUGGCAAACUUCACAACAACUUCUCCUCCUUAUCUUCCUCAGUUAGUGGUUUUGCAGAUAAUGCGCUUUUUGAUGCAUCCCAGUAUGAAUUUUUUGGUCAAAAUGCUAUGGAAGAAGUGGAGUUGGGGGGUCUAGAAGACGAUGAACAGGAUGCUCCUGUGUUUGCUUCCCCUGAAGAUGAUGAGUACCAUUUGUUUGAUAAGGGAGAGGUAGUAGGUUUAGGCUCUUUAUCUGAUGUGGAUGAUCUAGCUACUACUUUUGCAAAGUUGAAUAGAGUUGUUACUGGGCCGAGAAAUCCAGGAGUUAUUGGUGAUAGAUCUGGAUCUUUUUCAAGGGAAAGUUCCUCUGCUGCUGACUGGGCCCAAGAUGGAGAAUACGUAAACUGGAUGGAUCAGCAUCUUUUUGAUGCAGAUGAUGCUCAAGACGGCAAGAGAUGGUCUUCGCAGCCACAACCAUAUGCUCGUGUUUCUGACUCAAAGCCUUUGUAUAGAACUUCUUCAUAUCCCGAGCAGCAACCCCAGCUGCAUCGUUUCUCAAGUGAACCAAUUUUUGGGCCAAAAUCGAACUUCAUAUCUUUCCCUCCUCCUGGUAGCAAAUGCCAGCAGUCUUCACCUGCCCACCUCAAUAUUUCUGCUCUUUCCAGUGGAUCUCAGCCACCCUUCUCUGCAGCAAGCCUCUCUCCAUUGUCCAACCCCAGUCUUCAUCUGGCUGGUUUAUCCCAUGGAUUGCAUUGUGGUGGUAAUGUGCCCCAGUUAACAUCUCCUGGACUAUCUUUUAGUAGCAGGUCACAUAAUCACUGGGUUAACCACUCCGGUCUAUUACAUGGAGAUCAUGCUGGUCUUUUGCAUAAUAUGUUGCAACAGCAAAUACCUCAUCAAAAUGGUCUAAUUUCCCCACAGUUAAUGUCACCACAACAGCAGAGACUGCACCAUUCGGUUCAACCAUCUUUGGCUCAUUUUGCAGCUUUGCAAUCUCAGCUGUAUAAUGCUCACCCUCCAUCACAUAAAUUGAUGCUUGGACUAGCCGAUCUUAGGGAUCAACGAACUAAAUCAUCACAAAGAAAGAGACAGAGCUCACGUAUUUCCCAGCAAAACUCUGAUACUGGUAGCCAGAAAAGUGAGAGUGGGUUGGUGCAAUUCAGAUCCAAGUAUAUGUCUGCUGAAGAGAUAGAGAGCAUUCUUAAGAUGCAGCAUGCUGCCACACAUAGUAAUGAUCCUUAUGUAGAUGAUUAUUACCACCAAGCUUGUCUUGUCAAAAGAUCUUUUGGAUCCAGGGGUAAACAUAAUUUUUGUCCAUCUCACCUGAAGGAUUUACAUUCUCGAUCCCGUAACAGCGGAGAGCAGCAUUUGCAUCUACAUGCUGAUGCACUUGGGAAGGCUCCCCUCUCUUCCAUUCGAAGACCUCGUCCCCUGCUUGAAGUCGAUCCUCCCUUAGGUUCAGGUGAUGGAGGUUCUGAACAGAAAACUGAGAGGCCUUUAGAGGAGGAACCUAUGCUUGCAGCUAGAAUCACCAUUGAAGAUGGUCUGUCUCUUCUUCUUGAUGUAGAUGACAUUGACCGGCUCAUACAAUUUAGCCAACCCCAAGAUGGUGGGAUCCAGCUUAGACGGAGGCGGCAGAUCCUGCUUGAAGGCAUGGCAGCAUCACUGCAGCUUGUUGAUCCACUUAGCAAAGGUGCGCAUGCAGUUAAAUGUGUUGCGAAAGAUGACAUUGUGUUCCUAAGAUUAGUCUCUCUUGCAAAGGGCCGUAAGCUGGUCACCAGGUUCCUUCAGCUUCUUAUCCCUGGAAGUGAGCUUGUUCGAGUAGUGUGCAUGGCAAUUUUCCGUCACUUGAGAUUCUUGUUUGGUGGUCUUUCCUCUGAUCUGGAAGCAGCUGAGACAACUACUAAUCUUGCAAAGACUGUUUCUACAUGUGUUAAUGGUAUGGAUCUUCGUGCUCUCAGCGCUUGCCUUGUAGCAAUUGUUUGUUCUUCAGAGCAGCCACCACUUAGGCCCCUGGGAAGCCCUGCUGGGGAUGGUGCUUCUGUUAUUCUAAAAUCAGUUCUUGAAAGGGCCACUCAACUUUUAAGUCAUCCUUCUGGAAAUUGCAGCAUGCCAAAUUAUGCUUUCUGGAGGGCGUCAUUUGAUGAAUUUUUCACUCUUCUUACCAAGUAUUGCGUGAAUAAAUAUGAGACGAUCAAGCAAUCAAUACAGAACCAGUCUCCAACAAUGGAAGUGAUUGGUUCAGAGGCUAUGAGGCAAGAAAUGCCUUGUGAGCUUCUUCGUUCUAGUCUUCCUCACACAAAUGAAGCUCAGAGGAAGCUUUUAAUGGACUUUUCCCAGCGUUCUGUACCCAUGAAUGGAGCCAAUUCCCAUGCUGGGAGUACCAGCCAAAUAAACUCUGAAUCAGUGAGGGGUUAAGAAAGGGAGCAGGUCAGUGUGAAAAAUGUGCACUCAAUGGAGUGUGGAAUGGGAGAGCAGAAACUAGGGCUGUGUGUUUUACUUGAGGAGUCUGGUUUAAAGGGGCCACCAUUAUCUUAUCUGCAGUUCAUUGCAUUGGACACUGUUUCUUGUCCAUUGUCAACUUCCAAUUGUGAUUGUGUAGCUUGCCCCUCACAGCUCUCCCCUCCCUUUCCCCUCUCUUCACUUUUUCUUUUUUUUUAUAUAUAUUUUAUGGUGUUAUUAUUAUUUUUCUGUGUUUAAAAAAGAAAGCCUUGGGAGCGAAGGAAUCGAAGAUUGGGAAGUUGAUGGAACUUACAGUAGUAGCAGUUGUAGAAGUAGCGGAUGGGUGUGUAUUAAUGAUGGGAGUUGUGGGGAGCUUUAUUUUGGUGCUCUGUUGCGAGACUCCAGUACAAGUGGAAGCGUAGUAGUUUAGAACUUAGAAACAAUGUACAGCUUGCUGGUCUUCUUACAGAACCUUUGGAAACUCCUCUUUUUCUUUUUAUGUGCUGUUUGGUUACAUUAGUUCUGAGGUAGUCUCACAAUCGAUGAUGUCCCACUGUUGCUGUACUUCUUUUGUUUGGGGGGGUCUAUUUGUUGAAAACUGACUAGUUAUUCAAAGGGCCUUCAUCUCUGAGCCAUCACAAUCCAUCCUGUAAUAAUCUAAAAAGGUCCUUCCCAUGUUUAACUAGAAUCUACUCUAUUGCUUAUAUUGUUACCUUCUUUUGAUAUAUUUUUAAAUUUGUGAUUUCUAAA
Molecule: messenger RNA, 3545 nt
Organism: Gossypium raimondii (Peruvian cotton)
Lineage: Eukaryota; Viridiplantae; Streptophyta; Magnoliopsida; Malvales; Malvaceae
Product: protein PAT1 homolog 1
Exons: 5
Coding region: 363-2771 (802 amino acids)
Biological process (GO): P-body assembly; deadenylation-dependent decapping of nuclear-transcribed mRNA
Cellular component (GO): P-body
Molecular function (GO): RNA binding
Source: RefSeq, a predicted model, not a curated record